AUGAAUUUGUCUUCACCGACUGGUGCAUUUGUGAGGACCAGUCGAGCUUGUUUGAAACUAGAAUUUAAGUUUAGUGAUAAAGUUUCUAUGAUUGCCUUAAUCUGCUUACCUUUGAGUAGCAUUGAUGUGAUAGUAGGGAUGGAUUGGUUGUCUGCCAAUGGUGUGACACUUGACUGUAAUAGAAAGAUAGUCUCCUUACCGGUUUACACAGUGAUAACUGUUAACCCUGAACCUGGCAAGUUAUUAUCAGUAGUGGAUUAUGAGACUCCCAACUUCUUGACAGCUCUACAAGUAGAGAAGUUAAUGAGAGAAGGGUGUCAAGCUUUCAUGAUCUAUUGUUCUACUCAUGAGGUGUAUGAUGGAGGAAUUGACAGAAUUGGUGUGGUGAAUAAGUUUCCAAAGGUGUUUGAUGACCAAAUGUCAGGAUUGCCACCUGAAAGAGAGAUUAAAUUCUUCAUUGAUUUAGUACCCGAUACCAAGCCAAUCUCUAAGGCUCUGUAUCAUAUGGCUCCUACAAAACUGGAAGAAUUGAAAAAGCAGUUAAAAGAGCUACUAGAGAAGGGAUUCAUCUGGCCGAGAUUCUCUCAAGUUGCUUCUGCUUUGACGAAGCUAACGAAGAAGGAUCAGCCAUUUGUUUGGACAGAGAAGUGUGAACAAGCGUUUCAGACUCUGAAAGAGAAGUUGACAAUAGUACUAGUAUUGACUAUUCUAGAUCCCAAAUGGCCAUAUGUGGUUUACACCGAUGCAUCACUUAAUGGACUAGGCUGUGUGCUAAUGCAAGAUGACCAGAGUUGUAGCUCACAUGUCGAGACAGUUAAGACCGCAUGA
Prosopis cineraria is the source of this 828-nucleotide messenger RNA. RefSeq lists its product as uncharacterized. NCBI's taxonomy places the organism in Eukaryota, Viridiplantae, Streptophyta, Magnoliopsida, Fabales, Fabaceae. The transcript is spliced from 2 exons. The coding region runs from base 1 to 828 and encodes 275 amino acids. The record is from RefSeq and is a predicted model, not a curated record.